Messenger RNA from Suillus subalutaceus, 1009 nucleotides. RefSeq lists its product as uncharacterized. Gene Ontology annotation, biological process: mycotoxin biosynthetic process. The coding region runs from base 104 to 628 and encodes 174 amino acids. The record is from RefSeq and is a predicted model, not a curated record. NCBI's taxonomy places the organism in Eukaryota, Fungi, Basidiomycota, Agaricomycetes, Boletales, Suillaceae. The transcript has 5 exons.
CGGGUAAAUAUUCUGCCAGACAAUCAGAAUGAGCAAAACGAGAACAAGGAAGUGUACACGCAUAGCAUAAACCCGGCUCUGGAUUCUCGCUCUCUGCAUUUUUAUGAAGAUUAGCAUGAUACUCUUCUUCUGCAGACUUCAAGUCGAUGAAAAAACGAACAAGGCCGCAGCGUUUGUCGGCGACGAUUUUCCUCGACUGUUGCCCCUAGCACAGACUAGUCCAGUCCUGAUGGCCUUCGAGGAUUCAGCACAUUAUCAGAUAAACACUGAAGAUGGGAGGGCGGAGUGGGCCAGCCUAACGCCGGGUAACGGGCUCGUUUAUUUGGGGGAACAGCCUGAUCACCCAUUCUCGAUCUCGAUGUUCCACCAAUUGCGUUGCCUCGAUAUCCUACGAGAAAAUAUUGUUGGAGAAAGCAGCAAUGCAGCUCUGAGCCGUCACUGCCUCAACUACUUGCGCCAGAUGAUAAUGUGUCGAGGUGACGCUCAGCUGGAAAACAUAUUAUUAGCAAGCAAGGAAAAUUCAUCCCAACCAUUUUUCGUGCGACCAGGGACAUACGUGUGUAAUAACUGGAAUUUCGUACUGGAGGAAGUGAGGAAGAACCAGGCUGGAGCUAAGCUCAUGUGGUGAUACUACCUACGAGCAAAGUUACUUUAGUACCUUGCGUAAAGCUUCGGACUCAGCGUAGAAUCAAACUUCGGACGGGCCCCCCACCACGGGACGCACUUUUUUGACAGUGUCUCACGAAGGUGUUUGUUUUCGGGCCGAAAAAACCACACAUGCCAUUCUGCAACUCAUCGCGACUUGGUGGCAAAAGGUAGCGCAGUUCAGUUGAAUUGUGGUCGAUCUACAAUGAUUCCCUAGCAAGUUUGGAGGGGAGUUCACAAAUGCGACCUCUCCCGGCUUUCCGACAGCGCAAGUAAAAAUUGGACUGAGACCGAGUCUUUUUCUGGUGUAGUCAACACGCACCCAAAACGAAAGCCUCAGGUUCGGGAGGCGCUUGUUAUGGUC